This is a messenger RNA of Arachis stenosperma, 897 nucleotides long. RefSeq lists its product as uncharacterized. The transcript has a single exon. Gene Ontology annotation, biological process: root development; shoot system development. The record is from RefSeq and is a predicted model, not a curated record. The coding region runs from base 3 to 863 and encodes 286 amino acids. NCBI's taxonomy places the organism in Eukaryota, Viridiplantae, Streptophyta, Magnoliopsida, Fabales, Fabaceae.
AAAUGGCAAUUUUUGAAACAAACACAAAGAUCUCUCUUCAUCUUCGCAGCAACAGCCUGCCAUCGACGCAACACCCUUUUAGAUCGCAAUGUGAGGAGCAUUGCCGGAGAUUGAAGGACUCUGAGGUCACCUCUUGUUCUUCAUCAUCUUUGAUAAUCAAGAAUCUUGCUAUCUUGCAAGAUCUGCAUGAGUGCAUUAACAAUCUGCUCCAAUUACCAAACUCACAACAAGAUUUGGCAGGAGAAUGCAUCCAUGAACUAUUAGAUGGAUCUCUAAGGCUCUUGGACAUAUUUAGUAUGGUUCAAGAUUGGCUAGUGCAAUCAAGGCAAAGCGUGUGUGAGCUCGAGUCAGUUAUUCGCAGGCGAAGUAAAGCCAAAAAUGGAAUCUCAGUUGAGGUUGGAAAAUACAUUGCAUCAAGGAAACAGAUCAACAAGGCAAUAAUUCAGAAAGCCCUGACAAACAUGAAAGGAUUCAAGAAGGAUAUUAUGGUUGCUUCUUCCUCAAGCAAAGACAACGCGACUUUAGCCAUCUUAGAAGAAGCAGAAUUAGUCACAUUGAACUCAUUGGAAUCUUUGUUGUUGUUCAUCAAUGGUCCAAAGGAACAAGAAAGCCAGGGAAAGUGGAAAGUGAUGCCCAAAUUGUUGAAGUCUAAUAGAGUUGAAUCAUGUGACACAAAUGAAUUUGAAAAGGUUGAUGCAACUUUGAAGAUUCUCAUGAAUCACAAGCCUUCCUCAAUUGAGAAUCUUCACAGCCAAAUGGAAAAUUUAGUGAUGUGCAUUCAGGAUCUAGAAGCAGGCGCGGAACGCCUUUCGAGGCAACUAAUUAGAACCAGAGUUUCCCUUCUCAAUAUCUUCAGUUACUAGUCAUGGAAAAAAAAACUAAUUGCUGAUACUUGUA